AUGUCCACGUGCGGAGAGAUUAGGCAACUCGUAGGCGUAUUAAAAAGGACUCAAGAUGAGGAAUAUGGCCUUUGCCUUACUGAACGAACAUGGAUAACGAUUCUGCAUCAGUUGAACUCUCGAAUAAAACUCUUUCAUACAAUUGAUGGUCGCAAUUUCUUAACGAAGGAACAAGUCAACAAAGAAAUUAUUAAUGAAUUGGAAGCGCAUUCAGGUAGGAUACUGAUUUCAGAGCUUUCCGCAAUAAUGGACAUUGAUGCUCAUAUUAUUGAGAGUAGGACCGCUGAUCUAAUUGGUCAAGACGUUAAUAGCGAAAAUCCCAAUAGGAUAAUGGGACUACCCGGUGAAGUGAUAUCUUACUCAUAUAUAAUCCGUGUUGCUCGUGAAAUCCAAGAUGUAAUGGAAGAACGAGGGUUCACUACGCUAAUCGAACUUUCUAGGAAAUUCGAUUUACCCACGCACUUGGUCAGCAAUAUAGUUGACAAACACAUGUGUAAUGUCCACAAAGAUGGCGAGACUAUCUACACGGAUGUAUAUUUAGAAAAAUUUAGAGCAAAGAUAAGAGGAUACUGUAACGCUCUUAUAAGGCCAGUAACAGUCAAUGUCGCGUCUGCAAAACUAAAUCUUGCUGAGAGCAUCUUCGUUUUUCUUCUGGAGGGACUCAUUAUAUCUAGCAAAGUAAUGGGAAGUUUUGUGGUCAGUGAAGGUGUCUUUGUGCCUUCUUGCUUCGUACGCGCUCAGGAUACAUAUAUUACAACAUUUUUCGAGCAAAAUGGCUACGUUGAAUGGGGUUUUAUUAAGCAAAUCGGUAUAAGUGAUCCCGAAUUAUAUGUGGAAUCCAAAUUUAAGGAGGCUUCACACUCUGAUGGUAUUAGCAUCAGUGAAUCCUUAUUUCUUCAAAUAAAGGCUGCUAUUGAUGGGGCUAUAUCUGAUUCCUCUUGGGUUGAUCUGAAUUUUUACCUACCAGUCAGUGUUAAUCAGAAAGAAAUCGAAGCUAUAAUGGCACCAUUUAUCAAGGGAAAACCUGCAUGCUUACUGCAGAAUGCUAUCUAUGUCGUUAGUAAUGACUUUAAAAAACACUGCUUCUUCAAACUUGAACUAAUCAUUAUGAAAAAAGCAGAAGAGGAGGCUCUCCGCAUAGAGUCUCUCCAGUCAUUCGUCGCUUCUAGAACACCGGUCGUUAGCAAGCAGCAUGAACAAUGCAACUCUUUAACUAAGGUAUCCAGAGCUGCAUGUUCGUUUGAGGUGGGUGCCAGAGAAGUCAAAACUAAAAAUAUGAAAAGGAAGUACGUGGCCAACAAAAAAGAAAAUAUAGGUGAAAAAAAAGAAGAAGGUUUAAUUGAAAGAUUCACGGACCAUAAUUCUAUAAUGUCCGUGCUCCUCACUACAGAUCCCGUAUCCACUUUUGCAGAUGAUUUACAUUUCGUCCUCUCAGAUGACCCUGUAUCCGAGUUACCCUCAGAGCUUAUCGAUGGGAUAUUGCUAUUGCUUUCUGAGGAUAUAAAUAAGCUUUACUCUGAUUGCAUCAUCACCGCCUUGUCUCGUAUGGCAAAUGUUACCAUCAAAAAGAGAGAUUAUACUGGAGUUAAAACUCUCCUCAAAAAUACUAUAAUGGACAUCCAGCUAAUUGAACGGGGAAUAUUAGCCAUUAAUUCAGAUUCAUUGCGCCCAGAACUACUCAAACAUCUGAUGCAUAAACACGCCUCUCUAUUUAUCAACAAUAUUUGUCAUCUUAUAGCUGUAGAUGAGGAUCUUCAGUGGCCAAACGCUAAUCUGCCUCAAUUUGGAUGCUCGCCAAAUGCUGGCACCUUAGCCAAGUUUGGUUACAAUGAUACUGAGAGCCGAUUAAGUCCUAAAAAGAAAGUAGAUGAUCAAAUGCUUGAUGAAUUUGAUUGGAUUGCCUUUAAUCUCUCGGAUUUAGGCAAGUUUACUCUAAUUCACAUCUUGUUUUUUUCGUCCUGGUUUUAG
Molecule: messenger RNA, 1968 nt
Organism: Protopolystoma xenopodis
Lineage: Eukaryota; Metazoa; Platyhelminthes; Monogenea; Polystomatidea; Polystomatidae
Source: the annotation of a GenBank genome assembly